This is a messenger RNA of Sycon ciliatum, 2031 nucleotides long. RefSeq names its product proline-serine-threonine phosphatase-interacting protein 1-like. The record is from RefSeq and is a predicted model, not a curated record. Gene Ontology annotation, molecular function: actin filament binding. The transcript has 12 exons. Bases 290 to 1345 code for a protein of 351 amino acids. Gene Ontology annotation, cellular component: plasma membrane; cytoplasm; actin filament. Gene Ontology annotation, biological process: actin filament polymerization. Lineage: Eukaryota; Metazoa; Porifera; Calcarea; Leucosolenida; Sycettidae.
ACGUCAGGUCAUUUGUGAAAGUGAAGCCUCCCCUUUUUGGUCCCUACUUGGAUACCCUGUCUACAACGUCUACACGUCUGGAAGUGUGGUGUGAAUCUCACUGUGCAUGUGGCAUGAUUUUUUGGUACUCUCGGGAAACAUAGGGCCUCGGUGCGAUCUAGAGUUUCCCGUUGCAGUUGUUAGCCUCUGUCAGACAAUAUGGCCCAGUCGUGACAAACUUUCGGCGAGUAGCUUGUUAUGCCGUUGAACUUGCCCCUCAGUUCCGUCAACGGUUUUGCAUUCAGACAAGAUGAGUUUCAAUUUUGAGGACAAUUUCUGGGAGACCGAAUUUACCGGAGUUCAGGGUUUCGAGAUUCUCCUGAAAAGGCUCAAAGAUGGCAAGAAAAUGUCACAAGACUUGGAGGACUUCAUAAAAGCAAGGGCAAAAAUUGAGGAGACAUAUGCAAAGGACAUGCAGAGACUGGCAAGGAACGCUCAUGGAGAAACUGAGCUGGGAACUCUAAGAACGUCAUGGGACAGCUUGAAAUAUGAAACGGAGUCCUGCAGCAGGGAGCACUUUGCAGUCUCACAGAGGAUGUCGUCAGAGCUCGAGAAAGCAGUCAAGGACUUCAAGGAGAAGCAGCGUGAUGCGAGGAAAAAGAUUGAAGAUUUAGUGAAGAAGGCACAAGGAACUAAGAAGACGUCUUAUCUUAAUGAGAACAAGGCUAAACAAGACUACUACUCCAAGUGUAGAGCAGCGGACAAGGCCGAAGAAACGGUUUCCAAAAGCAGCCACUUGCCCGCGAAGAAACUGGACGAACUGAAAAGUAAAGCGAAACGAGCCCGAGCAGCGGCAGAAACGGCCGAUGCUGUCUACUUGGAGGCCGUGCGGACCUUGGAGGAGAACCGUGAUUUAUGGGAGAAGGACAUGGAAGUUGGCUGCAAGCAACUGCAAGACAUUGAGCAGGACAGGAUCAUCUUUCUACGUGGAAUAAUGUGGAAGUACUCCAACGUCUGUUCGUCCAUGGCUGUUCAGGAGGAUGAGAUGUACGAGACGGUGCGGGUAUCACUCGAGAAAUGCGACGAGGAACUGGACAUUCGCACGUUUGUCAAGCAAAAGGGGACAGGGGGUGAACGACCAUUGCCCGUUGAAUACGAGAAUUUUUACGACAGGUCAGCUGGACCCAGUGUCAGUGGACGCCACCCUGCUGCCUCUCAGACUAACUCACGACCCGCUGCUGCUGUUGCCUCCACUGCCACUACGCCUGGUGCUACAAACAGUCCCGUACCAUCCAAGCAUCGACUCGCUACGCUCCGUCCAGCUGAUAGUGGCGCUGAUAGUGCGGAUUAUAUGUUAGUCAAGUGAAACGUCGCUGGUCGGCUGAGGGUCCAUCCCCCUCCCCCCUUUUUAAAUCUUACCAGAGGCGACUUUGCAACCGGAAGGAACGUUGAAGCGUGCCUCGUACUCAACCAUGAACUGGUCAAUUUCACUCAAACAAGCCCGGCGUGGCGAAUGCAUCUAUAUCGCGGAGCACUAACAGCUGCUGCUCUACUGACUGCUAUCCUGGAGUUGAGAGUCGUUUUCAGUACUUUAUUUCUUCUUUUUUUUGCAUUUCGUCCAACUGGACGCUGACAAUGGCCGCUGUCCAGUCUCACUAUGUUUAGCAUUUCAAGCAUGAGCUUCCACUUCUGCACUGUGUAUAGCCUGCGAGUCCCAUUUUAUUUUCCUACGGGUAUACGGGUAUAUGGGUAUAUUAUAGCACAGGUACUUCUAGUCACCAAUCAUAGUUCAUGAAAUCCUGUUCCUCAACAUUUUUUUGAUUUUUGAGCAUAUUCUUAUCUAUUUUCUGGAAAGAUGCCACACACCUCCUUGCGCUAUCCAUGGAGAAAGUCCCCAUUAUUGUUUUGACCACAUGACAUGUUGCAAAUGGGGACGGCGCUGAACUAACGGAUUAGCGUAGUGAUGUCUCAUUUCUAGCGUGCUAGUUGUGCUUGCUUCAUUGAGGCCGUGCACAACAAGCUUUCCCUUGGAAAGUUGAUGUCCGAAAUCCA